Zingiber officinale is the source of this 2811-nucleotide messenger RNA. Its product is annotated as FT-interacting protein 1-like. Bases 292 to 2664 code for a protein of 790 amino acids. The transcript is spliced from 2 exons. The record is from RefSeq and is a predicted model, not a curated record. NCBI's taxonomy places the organism in Eukaryota, Viridiplantae, Streptophyta, Magnoliopsida, Zingiberales, Zingiberaceae.
CAGGUAAGGUACCAAGUACAGUUUCUAUUCCUUACUUCACAUUGAGCUGCCAAGGAUUGAUAUAGGACAACUUUGCUUGGGUAGCAGGUUUCAGGGCAACAUGCUGCUUCCUUGCAGCCAUUGGAGGCAAAGGUAGCUUAGAACAAGAAUUUAGGGACUUGAAAGUUGAAACUAGGAUGCUAAAGACGCUCAUACUGAAGAAUAGAGACAGUAACCUAUCAAACUUCCAUUGAAUUUGACUUCGUCUCAGAAGCAUUAUAGAAGGACCUCAUAGCUUUUUCACCAGCAAGAAUGAGCCACUACCAGCAAAAUGAACUGAAGGAUCCAAAUCCACUGUUUGGCGAGCACCGGCCAAUCGGAGCAGCCGGCCAAGGUCAAGUCCUUAGUUGGCUCAGAGGUGGCAAUGACAAGCUCACAAGCACCUACGACCUUGUGGAUCAGAUGUACUAUCUCUAUGUGCGAGUUGUCAAAGCCAAAGAUCUAUCCACCAACCCCAUCACCAUGAGCUGCGAUCCUUAUGUCGAGGUGAAGCUGGGCAACUACAAAGGCACCACCAGGCACUUGAGCAAGGCCAACCCAGAAUGGAACCAGGUUUUUGCAUUCUCCAAGGAUCGUAUCCAAUCAUCAUUGAUGGAGGUGUUCGUAAAGGACAAAGAGAUGAUUGGUAGAGAUGACUACAUGGGAAAGGUAGUGUUCGAUCUCAAUGAAGUGCCGACCAGAGUCCCCCCUGACAGCCCCUUAGCUCCACAAUGGUAUCGGCUGGAGGACCGCCGAGGAGGAGGGAAGGUGAGGGGUGAAGUCAUGCUCGCAGUCUGGAUAGGAACACAGGCAGACGAGGCGUUUCCAGAGGCAUGGCACUCUGAUGCCGCCUCCGUCAAUGGAGAAGGAGCAAUCAACAUGCGCUCGAAGGUCUACGUCUCCCCGAAAUUAUGGUACCUCAGAGUCAAUGUCAUCGAAGCGCAGGAUGUUCAAUCAAAUGCUAGAGGUCGCGCCCCUGAGCUCUUCGUGAAAGCUCAAGUUGGAAAUCAGAUUCUCAAGACGAAGAUUUGUCAGGCAGGCACAGCUAAUCCACUUUGGAACGAAGAUCUCAUCUUUGUGGUGGCAGAGCCAUUUGAAGAACAGCUAGUGCUUACUGUCGAAGACCGGGUGAGCCCGAGGAAGGAUGAUGUGCUGGGAAGGGCAUCGCUGCCGUUGACACUGUUCGAGAAAAGGUUGGAUUACCGUCCAAUGGUGCUGUCACAAUGGUUCGACCUGGAGAAAUUCAGAGUAGGGAUGUUGGAAGGUGAAACGAGAAGGGAGUUCUGGUUUGCGAGUAGGAUCCACCUACGAGUCUGCCUCGAGGGAGCUUAUCAUGUGAUGGAUGAAUCAACAAUGUACAUUAGCGAUCAACGCCCCACCUCCCGCCAACUUUGGAAACCGCCAGUCGGAAUCCUGGAGGUCGGGAUUCUAGCUGCAGAGGAUCUGCUCCCGAUGAAGAUGAAGGACGGAAGAGGCACCACAGAUGCUUACUGUGUCGCCAAGUACGGACAGAAAUGGGUCCGAACAAGAACCAUGGUCAGCACGUUCACUCCCAGUUGGAACGAACAGUACACAUGGGAGGUGUUCGAUCCAUGCACGGUGAUCACGAUCGGCGUGUUCGACAAUUGCCACCUUGGUAACGCCGAUCGAGGAGCUGCUCCGAGAGACACGAAGAUAGGAAAGAUCAGAAUCAGACUCUCAACGCUCGAAACUGAUAAACUGUACAGACACAAGUACCCCCUGAUCGUCCUCCAACCUUCAGGAGUGAAGAAAAUGGGGGAGCUUCGACUGGCAAUUCGGUUCACCUGCCUGUCAUUCGCCAACAUGGUUUACCUCUACAGUCACCCGCUGCUCCCUAAGAUGCAUUACCUGCACCCAUUCACAGUGAACCAGUUGGACGGCCUCAGGUACCAGGCAAUGAACAUUGUGGCAGCAAGACUCGGAAGGGCAGAGCCGCCGCUCAGGAAGGAGGUGGUGGAGUACAUGCUCGAUGUGGAGUCUCACAUGUGGAGCAUGAGGAGGAGCAAGGCCAACUUUUUCAGGAUCAUGUCGCUGUUCUCAGGCUUCAUAAGCAUGUUCAAAUGGUUUGGAAACGUGUGUCAAUGGAGGAACCCGAUAACAACUGCUCUGGUUCAUGUUCUGCUCCUGAUACUAGUUUGGUAUCCCGAGUUGAUUCUUCCCACCAUGUUUCUUUACAUGUUCAUGAUUGGGCUGUGGAACUACAGACACAGGCCCAGGAGCCCUCCCCACAUGGACACCAAGCUAUCGUGGGCAGAGGCCGUGCAUCCAGACGAGCUCGACGAAGAGUUCGACACCUUCCCGACCUCAAAGCCCCACGACGUGGUUCACGUCAGGUAUGACAGGCUACGUAGCGUGGCUGGAAGAAUACAGACAGUGGUAGGAGACAUGGCGACGCAGGGGGAGAGGCUGCAGUCUCUCUUGAGCUGGAGGGAUCCACGAGCCACUUUACUCUUCAUCUUGUUCUGUCUCUGUGCUGCCGUGGUUCUGUUUGUUGCGCCCUUCCGGCUGGUGUCUCUGGUUGCCGGCCUCUACAUGCUCCGCCAUCCGAGGUUCCGGAGCAAGCUACCUUCAGUGCCGAGCAACUUCUUCAGAAGACUGCCAUCUCGAGCUGAUAGCAUGCUCUAGCUAGAUCGGAGAGGGAGGCUCCAACACGCCAAUUUAUGUAUUUCUGCUGAUUUAAUUUGUGGCUUUAAUUGUUCUUCCUGCUUGUUAUGUAUGUUGCAUCGUAUCUUGUUGUAACCAGGAAAUAAAAAGUUCAUUCCAUUUAUUCAA